AAAAAAUAUUCUCAUACCCUGUGCUCCCACUUCGACCCCUGUUCUCCCAAUUCGUUACCUUAACCCUCGAAUUCCCCCUCUCUGAAACCCGUACCGUAGCCCUCGAAUCGAUCUCUGUCUCCUUCAUCGGCCGCCAAGAUGCCGGCGACGGCGGGAAGGGUGCGGAUGCCGGCGAACAACCGGGUCCACAGCAGCGCCGCCCUCCAGACCCACGGGAUCUGGCAGAGCGCCAUCGGUUACGACCCCUACGCCCCCACCAAUAAGGACAAGGACAGCUCCAAGGGCCACGCCGACAACUCCGGCGUGCCCGGUGACGACGGCGCCGAGAACGCCUACGCCAGCUUCCAGGGCAUCCUCGCCCUCGCCCGCAUCACGGGGUCCAACUCCAACGAGACCCGCAGCUCCUGCAAGAAGUGCGGCCGCGUAGGCCACCUCACAUUCCAGUGUCGCAACUUCCUCAGCGUCAAGGACGACAAGGAUAAGGACGCCGCUGCCCUUCAGACUGCCACAACCGUCUUCGAGAAGAUCAAGAAGGCCGCUGGGAAGAAGGACGAGGAGGAGGAGAGCGAGGAGGAGGUCGACGAAGAAGAGGACAGUGAGAGCUCGGAUUCUGUCGUGGACCCGGAGAUUGAAAAGAUCAUUGCUGAGAGAUUGAGAAAGAAGAAAUCUUCUUCCAAGAAGAGAUCGCUGGCGGAAGAAGACUCUGGGGAGGAGAAGAAGGGGAGUCGAAGGAGGAGAGGGAGGUCCAAGAAGAGGAGCGGGAAGAGGUCGAGCCGGAGUGAUGAGACUGAUACCGAGGAGGAGGAUAGGAGGAGGGAGAAGAGAAGGAGGCACAGACGUUUGUAUGAUGAUGAGGAAGAGGAGGAUGGGGGCCAUAGGCACAGGAAGAGUAGGAAGGAGAAGAAGAGGCGUAGAAGCCAUCAUAAGAGGGAUGAGUCCAAUGAUGAGUCAUCAGAAGAGUCUGAUAGUGAUGGAUCACUGGAUGAUUGGAAGAAGUCCAGCAGGCACCACGAGUACCGGAGGAAGAGGAGUGCUGCUUCCUCUGAAAGUAGUGGAUUGGAUGAUGAAGAGUCUCGUGGAAGAAAGGGGAGGAAGCGGUCCGAGGACAGUAGCAGGAACCAUAAGCAUAAAGAGAAGGAUUGAACAAGGCAAUGAAAAUGAAGUCCCAAAAUCCCUCAAAAACGUGUCCAACCUGUGUCACAGCUUUUUGGCCGUCGGAUGGCGUUUGGACGCUCCAGAUCUCGCCGAAAUUCACCGCAUCAGGCCUUAUCAAAGUCGGAUUCGAUAUCAUCCGUCCGAUCUUGCAUCAGAUUAGCUCUGGACUGUCGGAUGGCACCAAAAACAAAUCCUUCUGUUUAGUUUUCCCAUCGGCAACGAACCAAGACCGUCCGAUCUCGCUUCGGAUUGCUUGGAGCCGUCAGAUCGCAUGUUAGGAGUGGGCCACCAUUGAUGGAUAUGGGAAGGAGCUCCCUCAGCCGUCCGAUUGCGUGUUCAAUGCCUCUCAACCGUUCGAUCGCACAAAAACUCAGCCGCCCUCUCAUAAACCGUGACAAAGAUCGGGUGAUUUUUUUUGUG
This is a messenger RNA of Elaeis guineensis (African oil palm), 1575 nucleotides long. RefSeq lists its product as uncharacterized. Gene Ontology annotation, molecular function: zinc ion binding; nucleic acid binding. Lineage: Eukaryota; Viridiplantae; Streptophyta; Magnoliopsida; Arecales; Arecaceae. The record is from RefSeq and is a predicted model, not a curated record.